Cheilinus undulatus (humphead wrasse) is the source of this 3518-nucleotide messenger RNA. RefSeq names its product RNA binding motif, single stranded interacting protein 1a (gene rbms1a). Bases 340 to 1455 code for a protein of 371 amino acids. The record is from RefSeq and is a predicted model, not a curated record. NCBI's taxonomy places the organism in Eukaryota, Metazoa, Chordata, Actinopteri, Labriformes, Labridae. Gene Ontology annotation, molecular function: mRNA binding. The transcript has 14 exons. Gene Ontology annotation, cellular component: ribonucleoprotein complex; cytosol.
GCAGUUUAUUUGAUGUGAACCACCCUGCAGAGGCGGAGAUGGUUUGGUCUGUAGUAGGUGGGACUGCCGAGCGGUCUGCAGCAGGACGUCGUAGAUCAAUGAACCGGACCGGAGGGUUGGUCCAUCGCCUGGUGAGCAUCUGACUGUAUAGAUGUGUCAGUAUACCUAUGCAGAACCGAGGCUUUUAUACUGUUAAUAACAAGCCCGUUCAGCAUGCGGAUGCUUUAAAACGACCGGUGAUUUUAUAGGCUCCUCACACCGCUCGGAUUCCGUCUCUUUAAACUGGCUCAUCGCUGCGAAUCUUUUGGAGGGGGAAAUAAAAUAUCAGUAACCUCCAGGAUGAUCUUUGCAAACACAGGCAACCCGCUGAAGACAGCCAAUCGUAAACAGUCGUACCCCAUGACUCCGUCCAGUCCCAGCAGCAGCAGCAACAGCAGCAGCACAGGCCUGGAGCAGCUCAGUAAAACCAACCUGUAUAUUCGUGGCCUGCCUCCCGCGACUACAGACCUGGACCUGGUCAAACUCUGUCACCAGUAUGGCAAGAUUCAGUCAGCAAAGGCAAUCCUGGACAAGACGACCAACAAAUGUAAAGGUUACGGCUUUGUGGAUUUUGACAGUCCUGCAGCUGCUUUGAAGGCAGUUCAUGCUCUGAAAACCAGCGGCAUACAGGCCCAGAUGGCCAAGCAACAGGAACAAGACCCCACAAAUCUGUACAUCUCUAACCUGCCUCUGUCUGUGGACGAGAAGGAGCUGGAGAACAUGCUGCAGCCCUUCGGCCAGGUUGUCUCCACGCGGAUCCUCAGAGACUACAGUGGAAACAGCCGAGGAGUUGGCUUUGCUAGGAUGGACACAACGGAGCAGUGCAAUGCUGUCAUCUCUCACUUUAAUGGAAAGUUUAUUAAGAUAGCUUCUGGAACUCUGGCUCCCUCUCAGCCUUUGCUGUGUAAGUUUGCAGACAGUCAGAGGAAGAAACAUGCUCACAGCGGGUUCAUUCCCAAUGGACAGACAGGAGAUCUCAGACUAGGAGCAAUGACUCUUACCUAUGACCCCUCCUCAGCAGCUAUACAGAAUGGGUACUAUCCUUCUCCAUAUCCAGUAACCAAUAGGAUAAUGACCGUACAGCCAGCCAUGUCUCCCUACAUGUCUCCAGUAUCUGCUUACCAGGUCCAGAGUCAUUCUUGGGUGGCACAUCAACCAUAUAUCAUGCAGCACCCGGCGGCUGUGAUGUCUCCCUCUGUGGAUCCCUCCAUGUCACUGCACCCUACAGCCAUGAUUACUCAGCAGAUGGGUCAGCUGUCUCUGGGAAACAGUGGAGCGUAUAUUUCAGCCAACCCCGCUGUCCAGGGAGCGUACAUGCCUCAGUAUCCUCCCAUGCAGGCACCACCUGAAAAUGGCACGCCGCAGCAAGUGGAUUCAUCCAACAACUCGUCUCCUUACAGUCAGCUCAGCAAGUAAUCACAGGCUUUUUACUGCUUCGUAAGCCUGAGGGCAGGUGUGAAGUUGCUGAUGACAUCAUCAUGAUGACAGUCACCGCCUUUUCUGAUUGGACCAGAUCUAUGAACUUUUUUUGCACAGCCCUGACAUUUGUGGUGGAAAAUGUGGACAGUGUAAAUGGACUCAAGCAGUUGGCUGAUCACAGAAAAACAAAAGAAAAACAAGAUUUAUUUUGAUAAGAAACCACAUGCUCUUUUUUUUCUCCUUUUUCAAGGAUUCUCAAACAAAAAGCCAGAGGACACCCCCACCCUUCACCUCCCAAACCCCACGCCCCCAGUAUGAUGUGAUAUUAAAAUGCAUGAGGACCCCCUCUCCCCUUACAGUUUCUUUGAUUUUGUAGUUCCUUUAUUUGUGAUGUAUGAAAAACCUUGCAAAACCUUGUUUGCACUGAGGUUUAAAGAUUCAGAAAACUUCAUUUUUGGUUUUCAAAGUUGCCGUACAAUAGCUUAAAAAAUUAAUUCAUGUACAACUGCACUCUACAGAUGACACAUGACCAUUUCAUUAGGAUUAAUGAAUUUAUCAUUGGAAAACGGUGCCUUCCUUACGUCACAUAAAACAUUCUGCAACAUGUUUUCAUUGAACUUGAUCAGGAGUCAUAUUUCUAUCUGGCUGAUCAAAUGCGUGAGUGAAAUCAUGAGAUUUCCAUCGGGUGUUUGGCUAUCCAAGUCUUCUGGUAGCAAUAAAGACAAUGAGAGUCCCACGGCAAUACUGAGAAAAAAGAACGGCGACAAACUCAAAGCAAGGUAAAUCCUUAUUUUCUCUCUUUCCUUUUUUAAACUUCAAGGUGUGAAAUUGAAAAUAGAGCCGUACUUUUAUGAAAUUACAAGUUUUACACCCAAUGUACAUCUUUUAGGAGGGUUUUUUUCUCUUGUGGUCGGUGUGACCAGUGAUCUACCUCAUGGUUCUGCUGGAGUCUACUGGUGUUUGUUGUGGGGUUUGCAGGUAAAGCCCCUUUUUUUUCACCACAGUGGACGAAGUAGAACAAAAAAAAAGCCAAGCUCAGGAGCUGGCUAAAUAGGACUUCUGCCGUUUGUCUCCAACAUGCAGCGUCUCUCUUCCUGAUCUGCAAAGACACAUUGUACUCUGCUUUACCUUUAUUUGUCAUUAUGUUCCGGUGUUUCUUUUUCUCCACAUGAUGAGUGUUGUUCAGUUUAUAGGAUCAAUUUUAGACAUUCUGACUAUUAGCUUCUCCUUGAAAUAGUUGGUUUAUAAACAAAUAAUUACAGGCUACAUGUGUUUAUUUGGUGCAUUCUUCUGCCUUUGCCCUUUAGACAGAUUGUAGAUGACAACACUUUUCCUACCCAUUUCUUUUUUUUUCUAUUAAAAAAAGACUAAAAGUCACUAUGUUGGGUUACAAUGCUACUGUAAAUCUCUCCAAAAGCAAUGCAAAAAGUUGGUUAUGUGGUUGUAAAGUGGCUUUAUGGUGAGAUGAGUGGAAAAUUUAGACUUUAUAGUAACUCCUGCAAUAUAAAUACAACAAUCAUGAAUGAAGUACUUCAGUAACUGCAGUAUUUCAUCAGAUUUGGAAAGAUUCUGGAAAGUUGAAGUCACAAGUCUCUCAGCAUGUGCUUCAGGAGUUGGCAGUCCAGAGUAAGAUUUGUAUAUUAUAAACCUUCAGGGCCAAAAGUGAAAAAUAAGUGAGUUCUAUUGUUUGAUUUGCAAUUUUAUCUUUAAUUUGACAAUUUCAAAUGUAACGACUGAAUAUGUGAGACAACAGAAAUGGUCAAAGCUGUAUGGUCACAGUGCUUUUCCCAGUUUAAAGUACUGUUGCAGUAAAUGCUUAAUACAGGAAAAUACAAGAAGCACCAGUAAUCAUGUUUUUACUGGGUGUACUUUCACAUUCUGAACAUAUUCUGCCGGGGGGGGGGAAAGAUUAUAAAAAAAAAGAAAAACUCUUGUACAUGUUAUCCUCAUUGCUUCCCCUUUCACCUUCAACUGAUUCUCAAACAAUCUUCUCCUUGCUCUCUCUCCUUUGAAAACAUUGGAAUAAAAAACAGCGCUGAAUAAAAGGCUCUUCUUUCUCA